ACAAUGACGAAGAACAGGACAGAAGUGACUGAGUUCAUCCUCCUUGGGCUAACCAAUGCCCCAGAACUUCAGGUCCCCCUCUUUGUCAUAUUCACUCUCAUUUACCUCAUCACCCUGAUUGGGAAUUUGGGGAUGAUGGUAUUGAUCCUGCUGGACUCUCAUCUCCAUACCCCUAUGUACUUUUUCCUUAGUAAUCUAUCUUUGGUCGACAUCUGUUACUCUACAACUGUAACUCCCAAGGUCAUGACUGGGUUCUUUGUAGGAGACAUGGUCAUCUCCUACAAUGCAUGUGCUGCUCAGAUGUUCUUCUUUAUAGUCUUUGCCACUGCAGAAAGUUACCUCUUGGCCUCAAUGGCCUAUGACCGCUAUGCGGCAGUGUGCAAACCCCUGCAUUACACCACCACCAUGACGACAGAAGUGUGUGCAUGUCUGGCCAUAGGCUCCUAUAUCUGUGGUUUCCUGAAUGCCUCCAUCCACACUGGGGACACCUUUAGUCUCUCUUUCUGUGAGUCCAAUGUGGUCCAUCACUUUUUCUGUGAUGUUCCAGCAGUCCUGGAUCUUUCUUGCUCUGACAGAUAUAUUAGUGAGCUGCUUCUUGUUGUUGUGGCAAGCUUUAACAUUAUUUUUGCUCUCCUGGUUAUCUUGAUUUCCUACACAUUCAUAUUUAUCACCAUCCUAAAGAUGCACUCAUCUUUGGGGUAUCAGAAGGCUCUGUCCACCUGUGCCUCCCACCUCACUGCAGUCUCCAUCUCCUAUGGAACUAUUAUCUUCAUGUACUUACAGCCCAGCUCCAAUCGCUCCCUGGACACUGACAAAAUGGUGUCUGUGUUCUAUACUAUGGUCAUCCCCAUGCUGAACCCUGUGGUCUACAGCCUAAGGAACAAGGAUGUCAAGAGUGCAUUCAAGAAGGUUGCUUUAGAGGCAAAAUUGAUUUUCUUGAGGAUUAUGAUUUUAACAUUGUACAAUGUACAGUAA
Molecule: messenger RNA, 975 nt
Organism: Molossus molossus (Pallas's mastiff bat)
Lineage: Eukaryota; Metazoa; Chordata; Mammalia; Chiroptera; Molossidae
Product: olfactory receptor 5B3-like
Exons: 1
Coding region: 4-975 (323 amino acids)
Biological process (GO): sensory perception of smell; G protein-coupled receptor signaling pathway
Cellular component (GO): membrane
Molecular function (GO): olfactory receptor activity; odorant binding; G protein-coupled receptor activity
Source: RefSeq, a predicted model, not a curated record